AAGAAAACAGUGAUUAGGUGGAACUAAAGAUUAGGGAAAUUGUGGGGAAGGAGUUUGGUGUGGCCACCAAAUCCUAUUUAAGGGCAGCCUAGGUAGAUAAUGCUAUUGAGGUGCCAGCAGAAGGAGCUUGAACUGCUUUGAACUACAUUUUAUGUGAGAUGCUUGUCACUGGUUUCUAGGACACUUCAGACACAUGACAGAAGCUUGGUACUUUGUCUCCUUCAUAUCAGUAAAGACCCUUAGCCUCCAGUGCUGGUGCCUACAAAAGGGUGGGUUAGUCCUCUCCAUCACACUGCGGUUGGUUCUUGUGUUGCUACAGCAGAGCUCCCACCAUGGGGAGCAGACUUAGCAAAAGGAAGCAUCUUGGUGUACCUGACAAAUCUACAGACCAGAAGGCUGAGAAGGCAUCCAUGGAGAUGGAAGGGACCCCACAAAAGUCACCUGAGACCCAUUUUGCUGCAGAGACGGCACUAGAUGCCACCCAAGUCAUGGGCAAGGCCCACUGCACUGAAGAGCCUGCACCAGGGACCACAGAAGAGACUGAGAUCCAGACUGCUACAGAGCAUGGUGAGGCCCAGCCCAGUGCAGAGACUACUGAAGGGAAUGAGUCACAGCCAGAAGCACAGAUGCCACCGGCAGUUCCCCAAAUCACCGAGACCCACCUUGAUAUGGAGACUUCAGAACACACUGGUGAGGCACAGCCUGUUGAGGAGAGUUCAUUAGAUCCCACAGAUGAGACUGAAGCUGCCAUUGAGCAUGAUGAAUCUUCUCCUACAGGAGAGACCACAGAGAUGACUGAAACCCAACUUAAUGCACUGCACGACCAAGGGACGGAGGCCCAGUUUGCUGGUGAGAUUCAUCCCAUUGAAAUUAGUGUAUUGAAGAUGGAGGACCAGCCUCCUGAACAGAAUGGAGAAGAAACUGAGGUGCCGGUUGCAAUGCCAACCAUGCAAGAGGCUCUCGGAGAGGCCGAGCCUGCUGCACAGACCCCACAAAUGACGGGUGAGGCAGAGUCCAUUGUAGAGACUGCACUAGCCUCCACAGACGUGAUAGUGGCUCAGCUUGCUGUGCAGGACACACAGCUAGGUGAGAUGCAACUUGCUGAAAUGGGUGAGUCCCAGAAAGUAACUGAUCAUGCUGAGGCCUGUUUUACUGCAGAGCCUGUGGAGGUGACUGAGGCACAACCUGCUUCCCCAAGCACGUACCAGAGCCUCCAAGACACUGAGGGGUCCCAGCCUCUUGCAGAGAAGUCUCUAGAACCCACAGACGUGAGUGAGGUGCCUAGUGCAGAAACCUCCAAAGGGAAUGAGUCACAGCCAGAGGUACAGAUGCCACCGGCAGUCCCUCAAAUCACUGAGACCCACCUUGACAUGGAGACAUCAGAACACACUGGUGAGGCACAGCGUGUUGAGGAGAGUCCAUUAGAUCCCACAGAUGAGACUGAAGCUGCCACUGAGCACGAUGAGCCUUCUCCUACAGGAGAGACCACAGAGAUGACUGAAACCCAACUUAAUGCACUGCACGACCAAGGGACUGAGGCCCAGUUUGCUGGUGAGAUUCAUCCCAUUGAAAUUAGUGUAUUGAAGAUGGAGGACCAGCCUCCUGAACAGAAUGGAGAAGAAACUGAGGUGCCGGUUGCAAUGCCAACCAUGCAAGAGGCUCUCGGAGAGGCCGAGCCUGCUGCACAGACCCCACAAAUGACAGGGGAGGCAGAGUCCAUUGUAGAGACUGCACUAGCCUCCACAGACGUGAUAGUGGCUCAGCUUGUUGUGCAGGACACACAGCUAGGUGAGAUGCAACUUGCUGAAAUGGGUGAGUCCCAGAAAGUAACUGAUCAUGCUGAGGCCUGCUCUACUGCAGAGCCUGUGGAGGUGACUGAGGCACAACCUGCUUCCCCAAGCAUGUACCAGAGCCUCCAAGACACUGAGGGGUCCCAGCCUCUUGCAGUGAAGUCCCUAGAGAUCACAGAAGUGAGUGAGGUGCAAAGUAUUGCACGAGCCAUAGAGGAGACUAAUGAGGGCCAGCGAAUUGCACAGACCAUGAAGGCUAAAGUCUGCUCUCCUGAAAAGUCUGGUCAAAAGACGACAGAAAUAAUGAUUGGGUCACAGUCUGCUGCAGUGACUACAGGAGAGUCUGGUGAGGCUCAACCCAUUGAGCCUCCUAGCAUCGCAGAAGUGGCUGAGGCACAGAACGCGGCCAAGAACAGUGAAGACCAACCUUCAUCAGAGACCACAGAGGUGACUAGAACACCACCUACCACACUACAUGUACCAAAGACCAAAGCAGUGGCUGGUGAGGGCCAGCCUGCCAUUGAGACCUCAGAGGUAAUGGCUGAUCCCCAGCCUGCUAGGCUAGGCAAGCCAGACACUGAGGCCCACAAGACUGUACAAAGCACAGAAGAAAUUGGUGAGGGACCAACUGCUCUGCCAGCUGUGCAAGGCAUCCUGCAAGAGCUGCUGCCUGCUGGUGAAGCCCAGCAAGUUGUAGAGCUCGUAGAAGAGAUCCUGCAUGUGACUGGUGAGACCCAACUUCUUGCAGAGACGGAGUCCCAGAAUACCACAGAGAACAACAAGGCCCAUCCUAUUCCGGAGACUGAGGCAGCGUCUGUCCCAAACACACACACUCCUCAGGAGCUUGGUGCACGGCCAACUGGAGAGACUGCAAAAGCAGCUGAGGGGAAAUCUUCUGAAGACAUGGUGCUAGACACUGCCAAAGUAAAGGAGGUUCCACCUGCUGGGGAAAACCAGGCCCAUCCCAACACCAAGGUCAGAGAAGCAACGGAGGCACAGGCUGCUGGCACAGACGCACAGGAGAGUCACCAAGAGGCUGAGACCAUGAAGGAAACUGUGACCCAAUCUACUGAAUGGAGCAUGCCAGAGGGUGGUGGGGCUCAGCCUACUGUAGAAGCAGCUAGGGUGCAAACUGCUGCACCUAUUGCACAAAAGUCUGAGCCUGCUACAGAGACGACAGCCGGUAAUGGUGAGUUCCGUCCUAUUGUGCAGGCCACAGAAGAGAUGGCAGUUCCCCUUGUUGCUGAGACUGUGAUACACAUGGCUGUCCCAGCCACACAAGAGCUAGCCCAAGACUCUAGUGAGAUGCAGCCUAUUGGACUGCAUGUGCAAGAGACUGAGGUGCAGUCUGCUGCACAGACAGCUGAAGUGUACACAACAGCACUAACCAUUCUAAAGUUUAUUAAAGAGACCACUGAGGCUGCUGCUAAGACCACAGAAGAAAAUGAAGCCUGUCCUAUUCCAAGGACUGUGCUGGAAACCCCAGAAGAGGCUGAGUCUCUGCAAUCAUUGAUGGAGACCACAGAUUUAAAGAUUAAGAGGGGUCAAGAGCCUCAAAUCCCAACUAAUAUAACAGGCCAGGAAGGAGGGAAACAUGCAGCAAUAAGCAAGGAAGAAAUUCUGAAAGCUUCUGAGACAGAGAUCUCUGUAGAUGCUGAGUCAGAGCUACAGCAAUACACUGAGCAAGAAGAUCCAUCUGCUUCUCUUGGUGCCAGCUGUGAGCUCCCUCAGACACUGGAGCCCAGUAGUGAGACACAAGCUUUCCAGCCUCUGGAAUCCAUAAUGACUGCAGUAGAUGAGAGAGGAGUCCAAGGGGAGCCUAAACAGACUCUUUCAGCUUUUGAAACUCAAGGCAGAAAGGGGGAAAUGGCCCUACAUUCAGACUGUGGACCUACUGGUAAUGAAGCUGUGCCUUCAAAGGAGAUCUCUGCAAGAGAAGCAUCUGAUCUUAUUCAUAUGGCCUGAAAGCUUCUAUCCCCAGCAGAAGAGAAACUGGAUCCCAGCAAUAUUGGCAGCCCAAAACAAAUAAACGGAGUUCCUGUACCUGAGCUGUGCUAUAUGCCUUGCCCAAAACAUCCCAUGAAGCUGCGGUUGUGUAGAAUUCAGAUAUAGUAUAAUGGGAAUUCUGCCAAUAUUAAUCUCAUCUUUUAUAGAUGGUAACAACUGAAAGUACAGCUCAUCUGUGUCUAAACUUCUGUUAACGUGCUGUCUGUAGGAGUGUCUUCCCUUAUUAAGUAAUGUGUAUUAAGAAUGCCUUGCAGAAGGCUGAAUACCAGCUGGACCUCCGAAGUCUAUAUUUUAACACCUUAAUUACCAUUCUCCCUAUUACCUACACCCUUCACAACACUGAACACUUAAAUUUUAAUCCCUCACUAUCUUCUGGGUAAUGAAUAUUCUCACCUGAAUUAGCCUACAGAGAGCUGUCAAGCUAAUGCACAUACCAUUCACUUCUCAUUAGAAUUUGAGGUCCACUUUCUGACAGAUACCUAAAGGCCACUUAGUAUUGUAGAAUAAGCUACUGAAAUUAUGUAACUGUCUAACCAUUGCAAGUUAACAUGCAUCCAUACUACACACAGUUGGGAAGAGGAUACACUUGAGUUCAGAGAAGAGGAGACAUGAGCCUGUGUAUUGUACUGUCAAAUGCUAGACUUGUUUUAAUGUUUGUGUCAAUAAACAGUAUUUUAUGCUCAUCACUCAGUGUCUCUGCACAUUGCUCAUCUUGUCUGCCCUUCUGUUUUCUACAUAACUAUUGCCCUUUGCGUGAACAGGGAGGCUUUGCUGCAUGUUAACCAGCCUAUUGAGAGUGCAACUUGUACUAUUACAGAAUCCAAACUAGAAAGGGGCCUGGGUGCUCCCUGGUAGCAAAGGCUGGGACUUUCAAAGCAGCCUAAGGGAGUUGGACAAGCCAGCUUCCAUUAACAAAUGCCCUUAGGCUACUCUGAAAAUUCCUGCCUCAAUCAAGACUGGAGUUUUGCCAAAUGCUUCAGGGCUUAUCUUAAAAACAAAAGUUGUACUGACUUAAUUAUACCUGUGUAAUUUUAAAACCAUGUCAUGGCCCACCUCUCCAGUGUGGCUGUGGUUAUCCUAGCAUAGCUUACACCUCCCUGGGAAGGAGAAUGAGCUAGAGUUGUAGAAAGCACAUCUGAGUUAUACCCGCAUAAACAUAAUUGUUAGUAGUACAAAAACUGUAGAGCCAGCUUCAUAU
Molecule: messenger RNA, 4995 nt
Organism: Mauremys mutica (yellowpond turtle)
Lineage: Eukaryota; Metazoa; Chordata; Testudines; Geoemydidae
Product: A-kinase anchor protein 12-like
Exons: 2
Coding region: 333-3755 (1140 amino acids)
Source: RefSeq, a predicted model, not a curated record